This is a messenger RNA of Caenorhabditis angaria, 17320 nucleotides long. NCBI's taxonomy places the organism in Eukaryota, Metazoa, Nematoda, Chromadorea, Rhabditida, Rhabditidae. The record is from the annotation of a GenBank genome assembly.
AUGGAUGAAAUUUUGAACACAACGGGUCCACCAGUUAGUGUAAUUGUUCCCAAUAGUUAUGUCGUUAUUCCAUCGAUUUUUUUCUGGAUUAUGAUUCCUGUUAUUAUUCAUGACAUCAAAACGAGCCGACUUCAACCGCUACCCUGGAGUGCUUUGAUGAGUUUGAAAUGGGUUAGUUUUUCAAGGCUUCCCAAGGCUUCCCAAGGCUUCCCAAGGCUUCCCAAGGCUUCCCAAAGCUUCCCAAGGCUUCCCAAGGCUUCCCAAGGCUUCCCAAGGCUUCCAAGUCCAAAAUACCAAAAGGGUGUUUCGCAACAAUUUUUUGAUAUUUGUCUAGUGUCUGUUUACACAGACACAAAACACAUUUGGCAAAUUUGUGUGAUUGACUUUCCGGUGAUGAUAAGAACACGAUUUUGGUGUUUUUUUUUGUGGCUUCUGAUGUGUGAAAGUAGAAUACAUAUAAAAUCGUGAUUCUUUUGAUGGAAAGAUCAAAUUUGACACAUGGGAAUUUUUGUGAAAAAUUGUAGAUUGACAGUUUUUCUGUUGAAAUUUGGAAAUUCAAGAUUUUGAAGUUGAAAAGAUUUCAUCUAAUUAUUUUUUGAAGCUUAAGAAGCCUAAGAGAAGCCUAAGAAGCCUAAGAGAAGCCUUAGAAGCCUAAAAAGCCUAAGGAGCCUAAAAAGUUUUUCACAAGAUUCUCAGACGAAAAAUAAAAAAGAUAAGGCGCACAAAAAGCAGAAAAACGAUCAGAAAAUUUAUGUGAAAAAAACUGUUCACUUUAAAGGUACAAGCGGAUUACGGUAGAAAAAUUUGCAGAUCUAACUUGAGAAAAUUUAACUUUGGAAGCCUUCGGAAGCCUUUGGAAGCCUUUGAAAGCCUUCGGAAGCCUUCAGAAACCUUAAGAAGCUUUCUGAAGCCCGCAAAAGCCUCCAAAAGCCCUCGGUAGCCUUCGGAAGCCCUCGGAAGCCUUCGGAAGCCUUCGGAAGCCUUCGGAAGCCUUCGGAAGCCUUCAGAAGCCUUCAAAAGCCUUCGGAAGCCUUCAGAAGCCUUCGGAAGCCUACAAAGCCCGGCCUAAUCCAUAUUUUUUGCAGUUCGUCGCCUCACUUCUAAUAAUCGACAGAUUCUUCGUAUUCCUCCUAGCCCUCUGGGAAUCUGUCAUCGAACAUGAAGCAGUCGAACCCGAAUUAUUCAUCUUCCCAUUUUUUCACACCUUCACCCUCCUGGCACUUUUAAUCGCCACCAAUGAAACUAGAAGAGCUGGUGUACAUUCAUCUGGAACACUUUUUUGCAUUUGGAUGAUGUUUGCUGUUUUUGCGAUGCCAGAGUUUUAUCAAUGGAUGGUUACUGGAAGUCAACCAGAGGUUGGUGUCAAAUUACAGGGGGACAGUUUUUUGAAAAAAUAAACAAUUAAUUCUUUUUCCUGAAUCAGAAAGUUUUUGAUGAUUUUUGGAUUCCUAGAUUUCCGAAAGCUUUGAGAAUCCUUGGAAGCUUCGCGGAAGCCUCCGGAAGCUCAAGGUAGCUUGCGGAAACCUCCGGAUGCUAAACAAAGUUUGCGGAAGCCUCCGGAAGCUAAACGAAGCUUGCGGAAACCUUUCGAAAGCCUGAAAGCCUUUAAAAGCCUCCGGAAACCUAUGAUUCUGUCAAACAUUUUUAAAAACCACCUUUUCGUGACAGGUGGCUAUAGAGAAAAAUAUAGCCACCCGUCACGAAAUUUAAAAAAAAAACCCGCCAAAAAACAGUUCAAACCUGAAAAAAAGGACACUUUCCUCUUUUUUCCCGCAAACAAGAAAAAACAACUAGCGAGAGAGUGUGUGUUUUGAGGAGAGUGCGCAGAGAAGCAGAGAUAACCUGCGGGACAUACUAGAAAAACGGGGGACACUUUUCUUGUGCAUGUGUGUGUGUGUUUUUUUUUUUGAUAUUUUUUUUUUAAAUUUACUUAUUUUUUGGGAUUUUGUGGUUUUUAUUAGGUGUAAGAUUUUGUGCAAAUCUUUUUUUGAAUAUUUUUUUUACUUGAAUCUCAUUAGAAUCUUUGUUUUUAUCAAAAUUUGUUUUCAUAUCUAAAUUUUUUUCAUUCAGAAAGUUUUUUAAAAACAUUUCCUUUUUUUCAAUUUUUUCUUUCGAAACUUUUUUAACCCUCAAAAGUCUUCUUAAACUUUUUAAAGCCUCCUGAAGCCUUCUAAAUUUUUCUGAAGCCUCCUGAAGCCUCCUGAAGCCUUCUGAAGCUUCCCAAAUGUUUCUGAAUCCUUCUGAAGCUCCUCAAAGGCUUCUGGAGCUUUCUAAAUCUUUCUGAGACCCUCUGAUGAAUUCUGAAGUCUUCUGGAACCCUCAAAAGCUUUCUUGAACUUUUUGAAGCUUCCUGAAGCCUUCUGAAGCCUUCUGAAGCUUUCUGAAUUCUUCUAAAACAUUCCUAAACUUUCUAAAUUUUUCUGAAUCUUUCUGAAGCCUUCCGAAGCCUUCUGAAGCCUUCUGAAGCUUCCCAAAGGCUUCUGAAGCUUCCCAAAGGCUUCUGAAGCUUCUUGAACCCUUUUGAAUCUUUAUGAAGCCUUCCGAAGCCUUCUAAAGCCUUCUGGAGCAUUCUCAAUGGCUUCUGAAGUCAUCCGAACCUUCCCAAAAGUUUCUCAAAGUUUACUAAAGCCGUCUGAAACUCCCCGAAAGCUUCUGAAGCCUUCUGAAGCCCCCCAAAGGCUCUUGAAGCUUUCCAAAACAUAUUAAAUUCUUCUGAAGCCUUCUAAAGCCUCCCCUAAAAUUCACCAACCCCAAUUUUUCCAGCUCGUCGCAAGAAUCGAUUUUUUCCGCUACGUGGCCUAUUUGACAUAUUUCCCAUUAGUCGUCGCCGAAUUCUUUCUUCAUUUCGUAUCUGACCCAUUUCCAAUGCCAUCAACAUAUCAAACCAUAAAUUGUCCAGAAGAAAAUGCAAAUUUCAUCAGUCGUCAACUUCUCCUCUGGCUCAGCAAUAUGAUAAGUGUGGGCUCGAAAAAACCGCUCACCGAAGAAGAUAUUUAUGAAUUGGAUAGUCAAAUGAAUCAGAAAUAUUUGAAAGAAAAAUGGAAUGAAGAAUGGGAAAAGCAAAAAAUAUCGGCGGCAUCGAAAAAUCUGAAAAUUUCCCAACAAAAUUCCAAAAAACGCGAUGAGAAAUCGCCACUUUUGGGCAAUUUUUCGAAUUAUGGAGCUGUUGAUCAGGAAAAUAUUAAUGUGAAAAUUGUGGAGCCGAGUAUUAUUUGGAGUUUGUGGAACUUGUUGAGAUGGGAAUUGAUGGGUGGAUUUAUUAUCAAGUUUAUGUCGGAUUUGUUGAAUUUUGCUAAUCCGAUUUUGUUGAAGUGAGUGCAUUUUUUGGGGGCAUUGCUCAUAUUAAUCCGAACUUUCUGGAAAAAUUCCUAGACAUCGGGAAAUUGGAGCAUUGCUCAUAUUAAACCCCACUUUAUGGAAAAAUUCCUAAAAAUUGAAAAAAAUUAGAGCAUUGCUCAUAUUAAUCUUGAACUUUUGAAAAUUAUCCAAAUUGCUAGUAAUAAGAGCAUUGCUCAUAUUAAUCUUGAAAUUUAGAAAAACAUCCAAAUUUCUAAUUAUAAGAGCAUUGCUCAUAUUAAUCUUGAAAUUCAAAAAAUAUCCAUAUUUCUAUAUAUUAGAGCAUUGCUCAUAUUAUUCUUAAAAUCCCAAAAACAUCCAAUUUUUUUAAUUAUUAGAGCAUUGCUCAUAUUAAAAUCCAACUUUAUAGAAAUAUUCCUCGAAGUUGGGAAAAUGAAGCAUUGCUCAUAUUAAUCUCGAAAUUCAGAAAACAUCCAGAUUUCUAAUUAUUAUAACAUUGCUCAUGCUAAACCCAAUUUUUUAGAAACUUUCCGAAAAGUUGGGAAAAUGGAGCAUUGCUCAUAUUAAUCUCGAAAUUUAGAAAAACAUCAAAAUUUCUAAUUAUUAUAGCAUUGCUCAUAUUAACCUUGAAAUUCUAAAAAACAUUCAAAUUGCUAAUUAUUAGAGCAUUGCUCAUUUUAAUCAAAAAAUCUUUGGGUAGUUUCUGGAAAUCGGAAAACCUGAGCAUUGCUCAUAUUAAUCUUGAAAUUAAAAAAAACCUCCAAAUUACUAAUUAUCAGAGCAUUGCUCAUAUUAAUCUUGAAAUCCCGCAAGAAUUCCUGGACAUCAAAAAAAUCGAGAGCAUUGCUCAUAUUAAACCCAAAUUCUUGGGAAAUUUCCUAAAAAUUGGAAAAAUUGAGCAUUGCUCAUAUUAAUAUUGAAAUUAAAAAAAUCGAAUUUUCUAAUUAUUAGAGCAUUGCUCAUAUUAAUCUUGAAAUCCCUAAAGAUUUCGUAGACAUAAAAAAAACCAGAGAAUUGCUCAUUUCAACCUAAAAACCAUAUGGAAAAAAAACAUUGCUCAUAUUAAACAAAACACAAUAAUUUCAGCUACCUCAUAACAUUCAUCGAAACACCCGAUGCUCCUUUAAUAACCGGAAUCGCCCUAGCAAUCGGAAUGUUCAUAGCUGGCCAACUCAAAUCAAUAUUCAUGAACAAUUAUUUCAUCGCAAUGACACGAAUCGGCUCAAAAAUCUCGAUAAUGUUGAGUUGCGCAGUUUACGACAAGGCUCUUCUACUUUCGAAUAGCGCGAGAAAAGAUCGAACUGUUGGUGAGAUGGUGAAUUUGAUAUCGAUUGAUGUGGAUCGAUUCAGGAUGAUUACGCCGCAACUUCAACAGUAUUGGAGCAGUCCGUUUCAGGUUUGUAUUUGGGGGUUCUAAAGGCUUCCCAAGGCUUCCCAAGGCUUCCCAAGGCUUCCCAAGGCUUCCCAAGGCUUCCCAAGGCUUCUCAAGGCUUCUCAAGGCUUCCCAAGGCUUCCCAAGGCUUCCCAAGGCUUCCCAAGGCUUCCCAAGGCUUCCCAAGGCUUCCCAAGGCUUCCCAAGGCUUCCCAAGGCUUCCCAAGGCUUCCCAAGGCUUCCCAAGGCUUCCCAAGGCUUCCCAAGGCUUCCCAAGGCUUCUGAAGGCUUUUCAAGGCUUCUCAAGGCUUCUCAAGUUAGAUAUGCAGGUUUUAUCUACCGUACUUGGCCUGUGCCUUUAAAUUCUGAACAGUUUAGUGUGCUGUGUUUUUGUGUAGAAAUUUUUCAUGAGGUUUUCUGGGCUUUUUUUGAUGCUGAAAUUCAAAAAUUUCAGAAAUUUCCAGGGAAUUUCAGAUGAGCCCAGAAAUUUCAGCAUUUUCAGCACUGAAACAUUUUUUUUUCGAAAAUUUUUCAAUCAUCAGAAAAUUCUAAAUUUAGCACAGGAUUCUGAAAUUUUUCUGAAAUCUAAUUCGAUUUUCCUGUUUGUCCAAAAAUUAUCGAUUCACUGUAUUUCAUAAAUUUUAUUUUCAAAAAAAAAAUUAAUUUCAUAAUAAUUUGAAUUUCAAAAAAACAAUACUUUAUUCAGAUUUAUUAAGUGCCAAUAAUUCCGAUUCAGAAAAUUCAAAUUGAAAAAACGAUGCUUGUGGUGAACUUCCUUUAGCAAAAUUUAAAUCCAAAUAUUUUUUCCGGUUUUUCGGAUGUAUGACUUUCAUCUUUGUGCUGCCAUAUCUUGUAGAAACAUGAUAAUUCAAAUCUUUUCCGAUUAAAACGAUUUGCUUCAGAAGUUCCUCUAAUUUCUCUUCUGAUAUAUAUAAAAGUAUGCUUUGAGAAUGUGAAUCGAUUUCUCCAUUUAUCCAAGCUUCGAAAUAUCGUCGAAAAUCUUGCCAGACCCAAUUUUCAGCAUUAAAAAUAACAUCAGCUUUUGUCAAAAUUAUUUCUUCAACUGUUAAUUGACAAUUUUCCACACGAAUUUCUUGACAUCUCGAAUAAUCUGUUAUUGGAGUAUGGAUAGUGUUGAAUUUUCCAGGCAUAUGUAAACUUUCAAUUUUCUUAUUUUCAAAAUUCACAUUCUUCGAAAAAUAAUUGAAAUCCUCUUCAUUCUUCAAAUAGAUUUGGACUAGACUCAAAGAAUUCUUCGCAUAAUCAAACCAUCUACAAAAGUUCCAAACUGUAGCUUGCAACGCAGUCAUUUUAUGAUAUCUUUUGAAAGCAGGUUCCCCCAUGAAUCGCUUAUUCCAUCUCACAAGACAUUGUUUGCCUUUUCCUCGUUUUUGAAAAAUUCCAUGAACACCUUCUGUGUAAAAAUUAUAAACUGGCAUAUUGAAGUAUCUCGGAUCACAACCUUCUGUAUAAGCACUUGUGUCAGUUCCCUGAAUCCAACUUUUAGCUCAUAUUUUCCAGCAUGCUCGAAGAGUAUUAUUUGUGUUAUAAAGUUUUUGGAAGUUUUCACAUCGCGGUUACAUUCUCGUGAACAUUUUGAGAGUCUUAAUCUGUAUCCCACAUCGAGAUAUUCGAUGAUGUUUUGACGAAUUUCAAGGGGCAGGUUGAGCCAUCCAAUUUUUUUCUGGAACAAUUAAUUUUGUGAUAAAUGUUUUCUGAACGCUUCUGGAGUCCUAGAAAGCUUUCUGAAGCCUUCUGAAGCCCUAUAAAAUCUUCUGAAGCUUUCUGAAGCCUUCUGAAGUCCUUUUGAAGUCUUCUGAAGCCCUAUGAAGUCGUCUGAAGCCUUCUGAAGCCCUAUAAAAUCUUCUGAAGCCUUCUGAAGCCCUAUGAAGUCUUCUGAAGCCUUCUGAAGCCUUCUGAAGCUUUCUGAAGUCUUCUGAAGCCCUUUAAAAUCUUCUGAAGCCUUCUGAAGCCUUCUGAAGCCCCCUAAAGUUUCCGAAGCCCACAAAAGCACAUCUGAAUUUUUUUUUGGAAUUUGAAAAUUUCCAGACGCUCUACAUGUAUUUAGAGAAAGCUUUUUUUUGAAUUUUAGAAAAAAAUUCCAAGAAUUUUCAAAUUUCGAAAAUUCAUGAAAAAAAAAUAAUUCAAAUUUAUUUUCAAAAAAAAAUAAAAAUAAUUCUUAUAAAAUUAUGGAAGUUCAGUAAAAAGAACUUUUGAAUGCAUUAUUUUUUCAAAUUACUUUAGGCUUCUGAAGACCCCGUAAAGUCUUCUAAAGCCCACAAAAGCAAAUCUGAUUUUUCUGGGAUUUUAAAAAUAUUCAGAUUCUCUCCAAGCCUUUGAAACUUUUUUUUAACUUUACAAAUAAAAUUCCAAAAGUUUUGAAUUUUUAAAUAUUCCUGCUUGAAAAGAUAGAAAAAAUAUACUUCUGAAGCCCUCUGAAACCUUCUGGAGCCAAAUUUAACCCUCUGAAGUCCUUUUGAAGUCUUCUGAAGCCUCCAAAAGCCCUCCAAAGCCCUUUGAAGCCCUCUAGAGCCCCCCUAGAAACCAACCUCAUCAUAAUAAUCACCUUGCCUUGAUUUCAAUAUUGAUUUCAUACUGUACGAAGGAAGAAUAUCAACAUAGCCAUUAGACAUUUUAAUAGGCGCAACAAAACAAAACAAGGUCACCCAACAACAAAUACACCUUUUAUUAAUAAAUAAUAAAUAGGGUGGAGAUUAUUUUUGAGAGAUUGGUGGGUGGUGAGAGGGUGCAAGAGAGAGAGAGAGAGAGAAAAACAAAUUAUUGAUUGUGAGGUGUAAACAAAAUUUAAUUUUCGAGGUUAAACUACAUAAAAAUUGAAUUAGAGACAACGUGGGAUCAAGAGAACACAGACAAAAUUUAGUUCCAGAUUUUUACAGAAUUAUGAGAAAAACACUUCUGGAGCUUUCUGAAGCCUUCUGAAGCCUUCUGAAGCCUUCUGAAUCCCUCUGAACCCUUCUGAAGCCCUCUGAAGUCCUCCGAGGCCCUCUGAAGUCUUCUGAAGCCUUGUGAAGCCCUCUAAAGCCUUCUGAAGCCUUGUGAAACUUUCCGAAGCCUUCAGAAGCCUUCUAACGCCCUCUGAAGUCUUCUGAAGUCCUCUGAAGCCUUCUGAAGCAGACCUGUGCCGGAAAUUUUCUGAAUUUUAGGAUUUUCCUGGUUUUUCAAAAAAAAAAAUCAAUUUUCCAGUUUUCCGGAAAAUGAAAAAAAAUCGAGAAAUGAAAAAUAAACAUUUUUGAAUUUUUUUUUUAUUUUUCAGAAUUGUACGAUUUUUUGGAAGUAAAACUUCCCAAAUCCAAAAAAUUUCCGAAAUUGAAAAAUUUUCCGGAUUUUCCGGUUCAAAAAAUAGGGAAAUUUGUUCUGAAGCCCUCAGAACCCUGUUCAAGCCUUCUGAAAUCUUCUGAAGCCUCCUAAAGCCUUCUGAAGCCUUCUGAAGCCCUCUGAAUCCUUCUGAAGCCUUCCGAAGUCUUCUGAAGCCUUUUAGAGCGCUCUGGAGCCUUCUGAAGCCUCCUCAAGUACUUCAAAGCCCCCUGGAGCCUUCUGAAGCCCUUUGAAGCCUUCUUAAGCCCUCUGAAGCCUUCUAAAGCCCUCUGGCGCCCCCAAAUCCCUAAAACAUUUUUUUCAGAUCAUUGUUUGUAUGAUUCUCCUUUGGCAAAUCGUCGGAGUAGCAGUCUGGGCUGGAAUUGUAGUUAUGGUAAGCCCCUUACCCCCAAAAAUCUCCAAGCCUUCUUCAAAAUUUGCAGAUAAGUAUAAUCCCGAUCAAUUUCGUCGCCUCAGUUAUCACAAAACGAUGGCAAAUGAGAUUAAUGAAGUACAAAGAUGAGCGGAUUCGACUAAUUAAUGAAACUUUUAAUGGAAUCAAAGUCGUCAAAUUAUCCGCCUGGGAAACUGCGAUGGAAGAAAGUAUUGAGGAAAUUCGAAGAAAUGAGCUGAGAAUGAUCAGAAAUAGUUCACUUCUCAAAACUUUUGCCGAUUGUUUGAAUGUGGCGGCGCCGGUUUUUGUGAGUUACAGUUACAGUAACCCUGGUCCCGAAAUAAAUUUCCCAAAUUCAUUACAGGUAGCCUUGGCAACAUUCACAGUGUUCACACUUAUCGAUCCGAAAAAUGUGCUCACUCCAAACAUCGCAUUCGUCUCGUUGAGUUUGUUCAACUUGCUCAGAGCUCCACUUAUGAUGGCUGCUGAUUUGAUUGCGCAGACUGUGCAACUUGUGGUGUCUAAUAAGAGAAUUCGAACUUUUCUUUGUGAAAGUGAGAUUGAUGGGGAUGCUGUGAAUCGUGAGAAUCAUGGGGAAUGUGAGUUUUGAUUUUUUUGGGAAGUGAGAUUAAGGAGUGGCGCCUUGAGAGCUGCUAGGUCAAGGAGUCACGCCUUGAGAGGGUUUAUGAAAAGCAGCAGCGCCUUGAGUGCUGCUAUGUCAAGCAGCUGAGCUUUGAGAGCUGCUAUGUCAAGCAGCCGCGUCUAGAUAUUCACUAUGACAAGGAGCCACGCCUUGAGAGCUGCUAUGUCGAGGAAUUGCACCUUGAGGGUCAAUACAUCAAGCAGCUUCGCCUAGACAUUCACUAUGGCAAGAGGUCACGGCUUGAGAGCAACUAUGACAAGCUGCCGCUCCUUGAGAGCUGCUAUGUCAAGCAGCUGCGUCUUGAGAGCUGCUAUGUCAAGCAGCUGCGUCUUGAGAGCUACUAUGUCAAGGAGUAGCUCCUAGAGACCAAGAUGACAAGGAGUCACGCCUUGAGCGGGUUCAUGAGAAGUAGCCGCGACUUUAGAGCUGCUAUGUCAAGCAGCUGCGCCUUGAAAGCUGAUAUGUCAAGCAGCCGCGUCUAGAUAUUCACUGUGUCAAGUGGCUGCGCCUUGAGAGCUGCCAUAUCAAGCAGUUGCGCCUUGAGAGCUGCUAUGUCAAGCAGCUGUCUCUUGAGAGUUUUUUUUAACAAUCAGCUGCGUCUAGAGAGCGACUCAAAGUCUAAGAACCCUAAGAACCCAAAAAAAUCAAUAAUUUUCAGUAUACACAAAUGCAGUUGAAGUACACUCUGGCUCCUUCAGCUGGGACACCAAAGCACCUCGAACUCUUCACGACAUCGACGUGAAAAUCGCAACAAAUCAACUGAUUUCCAUCGUCGGAUCAGUGGGCUCAGGAAAAUCAUCAUUCCUUCUGUCGAUCCUCGGAGAAAUGGAAAAAUCUGGAGGAUAUGUCGGAAUUCGCGGAACUUGUGCCUAUCUAUCACAACAACCUUGGAUUCUGAAUCAAACACUUCGCAAAAAUAUUCUAAUGUUGAAUGAGAUGAAUGAUGUGCUUUAUAAAAAAGUUGUCGAAAGUUGCGCGCUUCUGGAUGAUUUCAAACAAUUGGCCGAUGGUGAUGAGACGGAAAUUGGUGAAAAAGGCAUUAAUUUGUCGGGCGGACAAAAAUCCAGGAUCUCUUUGGCUCGCGCGGUUUAUCAGAAUCGUGAUGUUUAUUUGUUGGAUGAUCCGUUGUCGGCUGUCGAUGCUCAUGUUGGUAAACAUCUUUUUGAAAAUGUUAUUGGGCCGCAUGGAAUGUUGGCCAAUACUACUAGGUUGGUUUUGGGGGGGGCUUUGGGAGGCUUCAGGGGACUUCAGAAGACUAUAUGAGGCUUCAGGAGGCUUUAGGAAGCUUAACAGGGCUUAAGGAGGGUUUAGGAUGCUUUGACGGGCUUCAGGGGCUUUAGAAGGCUUCAGAAUGUUUCAGAAAGCUUAAGAAGGCUCCAGAAGGCUUCAGAAGGCUUCAGGAAGCUGAGAGGGCUUCAGGAUGUUUCAGAAGGCUUCAGAAUGUUUCAGAAGGCUUCAGAAGGCUCCAGAAGGCUUCAGAAGGCUUCACGAGACUUCAGAAGGCUUCAUAGGGGUUCAAAUCACUUUUUAGUGCAGCUCUGUAGCUUCCCAGGUCUUUUCUUGAUCUUCUUUUUUUCUUGAUCUUCUGAACCGUUCAGAAUGCGAAAAAAAUAGUAAGAGUAAUUUUAUAAAUCUAGAAUUCAUAAGAAAUCUUACAUUUAAUAUGAGCAAUUUUUUUGGAUUCUGAACUUUCCAGAUCCAAAAAACAUCUAGAAAUAUAUUUUUCUGGAACUUGAAAAGCAGUGAACAAAUAUUAUCAUGAGCAAUCUCAUGAUUUUUCUAGGUGUUCUGAAUUUUCCAGAUCCAAAAAAAAUCUAGAAAAAUAUUUUUUCUGGAACUUGAUUUUAGAUUUUAGAAAGAUGAUCAGUGAACAAAUUUUAACAUGAGCAAUCUGAUGAUUUUCCCAAAAAGCCUAAGAAGCCUAAGCCUAAGCCUAGAUCAAGAGCCCUAUCCCAAGCCUGACAAGCCUAAAAAGCCUAGUUCCUUUUUCCAGAAUCCUGGUCACCAACUGCACAUCCUACCUCCAACAAUCCGACAAAAUCAUCAUAAUGAAAGACGGUGCAAUCACACACUUUGACACCUUUGAAAAUCUGAGCGCUGAUGAAAAUGCACGGCAUUAUCUUCGAGAAGUCAAUGAGCAAGAGGAAAAAGAGAGAUUGAGAAAAUCGAGAGAUUCGAGAGAUGAGUCGGAAAGUGAAAAAGAGUUAUCGGAAGAAGAUGAUGAUGAUAGUAAAAGUUUGAUUUCGAGGGUUUCGUCGAGGAGAUCUGCGAAGGUGGGCGGGAGAUUUUUGGAAUUUUGAAAUUUAGAUUUUUCGCGCCAGAAUUUGGAAAUUUAGAUCUCAAAAUUUUGAGCAUUAGCGUCGAAUUUUAAUUUUUAAAAUUUCGCCAAAAUUUAAAAAUUUUCAAGUUUUUUAUAUUGAAAAUAGAUUUCUGACGGAAGUUUUUGAAAUUUCAAAAAUUUUCCUGAAUUCAAAAUUGAUCCGGAAAAAAAUCUGAAAAAGCUGAAAUUCGAAUUGUUGAAUUUUUCAAAUGAAAAGGUAUUUCUGAAAUUUUUGAAUUUUCAAAAAAAAUUUCAAAAUUUUUAAGUUUUUCAUAUUGAAAAUAGAUUUCUGUCGGAAAAUUUUGAAAUUUCAAAAAUUUUCCUGAAUUCAAAAUUAAUCCGGAAAAAAAAUCUGAAAAGGCUGAAAGUGCUCUAGAAACCUGAAAUUCAGAAAACUGAACCUGAGAAGCCUAGGAAGUCCAGAAAGCCUUUAAAGCGAGCCUUUGGGAAGCCUUGGGAAGCCUUGGGAAGCCUUGGGAAGCCUUGGGAAGCCUUGGGAAGCCCAGGGAAGUCUUGGGAAGCCUUGGGAAGCCUUGAAAAGCCUUGGGAAGCCCAAAAAUUUCGAAACGCAAUUUGCAGAGUCGCACCAAACCCACCAAAGCUCCAAACGUCCUCAUCACUAAAGAAGAAGCCGCGUCAGGAAAAGUAAAAGCCAGUGUCUACAUGCUCUACUUCAAAUCAAUGGGAAUUUUCAAAUAUGUUUUGCCAUAUCUGAUAGCCGUAGUUUUGAAUAUGGCACUUGCAAUGGGAAGAUCUCUCUGGCUCACAGCAUGGUCCGACGAAAAUAUCGAUCCAAAUCUUGCCGCGAAUGUGAACGUCGGUGAAAAACUUGGAGUCUACGCGGCUUUCGGGAUCACUGAAGUUAUUGCGUUAUUCUUCUCAUUGGCCCUUUUAUUGAUUGGCGGUGUUGAGGCGUCGAAAAAUUUGCACAGACCUUUACUUCAUAAUGUGCUCCGCAACCCGUUGAGCUAUUUUGAUGUGACACCAAUCGGACGAAUCAUUAAUCGAUUGGCGAAAGAUAUGGAGGUUGUGGAUUUAAGAUUGAGUGGAGCGAUGCGAUUUUUGGUCAUCAGUUUCAUGAAUAUGGCACAGACCACGAUUAUUGUAUCGUAUUCAACACCGGCUUUUAUUUUGGUCAUUAUUCCGGUUUAUAUUAUUUAUUAUUUGAUUUUGGUGAGAUUUUUUGGGGCGUUUUGACUUCUGAAGCCUUCUGAAGCCUUUGGAAGUUCUAUAAAGCCCUCUGAAGCCUUCUAAAUCCUUUAGAAGCCUUCUGAAGCUUUCUGAAAUUUUCCAAAGCCCUCCAAAGCUCUCAGAAGCCGUCUUUAGCCCUCUGAAGCCUUCUGGAACUUUCUGAAGCCCUCUGAAGCCCGCUGAAAUUUUUUAAAAAAAAGUUCUGGAUAGAAAAAUGUAUUUUUGAUUAGAGACAAUGUGAUAUUGAGAGAGUCUAGACACAAAAUUAGUUAGGUUUUUUUUGGUUUUUGAGAUAUUUGCAACAAUUUUUCUGAAGGAUUCUCCUGUUUUGGUUUAUUUUUUUAAACUAAUUGCUCAUGUUAGAGGAUUGCUCAUGUUAGCCUAUCCACAGAGGGGUUAAACUUUUUUGAGGAUUUUUUUCUUAUCAGGGAAUGUUUCUCUGGAUUUUCAAGAUUCUGAGGAUUCGCAUGUUUAAAAUAGGAUUUAGAAGGCUUCAGAAUUCUUUAGAAGGCUUCAGAAUGCUUUGAGAGGCUUCAGGAAGAAUCAGAGGGCUUCAGAAGCCUUCAGAAUUCUUCAGAAGGCUUCAGAAGGCUUCAGAAGGCUUCAGAGGGCUUCAGAAGGCUUCAGAAGGCCUUCAGACUUUCUAGGCUUCAAAAUUAACUUUUUUUUUCAGAAACACUCAAUCCGAAGUACCCGUCAACUUCAACGAAUCUCCUCUCUAACACGAUCUCCAAUUUUCUCAAACUUCUCCGAAACUCUUCAAGGAAUCUCAACAAUUCGAGCAUUUCAAUGGAACCAAGAUUUUAUUGAGCGAAACGAUAAACAUGUUGAGACAAAUGUGAAAUGUAGUUAUUAUUCACAAAUGGCUAAUCGAUGGCUAUCGAUUCGAUUGGAACUUUUGGGAAAUAUUGUCAUUUUUUGUGAGUUUAUGGGGAUUUUUGAAGCUUCUGAAGCCUUCUGAAGCCUUCUGAAGCCCUCUAAAGCCUCUCGAAGCCUUCUGAAGCCCCCUAAACCCCAAAAAAUUCAUCCAAAGCCUUUUUCAGCCGCUGCAAUUUUGGCAAUUAUGGGGAAAACUUAUGGAAUGACUGCUGGUAUGCUGGGACUUUCAGUUUCCUAUUCUUUGAAUGUGAGUUUAUAUUUUUUUGGUUGAAAAUCUUGAAUCCUAAAAUUUCCAAUCAGCUAUGCCUAGACUCGAAUUUUGUCAAGGAGUCAAGCCUUGAGAGCGUAUAUGAGAAGUAGUCAUGCCUCGAGAGACUCUGUGAGAAGUAGUGAAGUCUAGAGGUUUACCAUGAGAAGGGUUAGCGCCUUGAAAGCUUCUAUGAGAAGUAAAACCGCCUUGAGAGCAUUGAUGACAAGAAGUCGGGCCUUGAAAACCAAUCUGGAUAGGAAUCACGCCUUGAGUGAGGCUAGGACAAGUAAGAGCGCCUAGAGAGACAUUUUGCAAAGGAUUCAUGCCUUGAGAGAGGCUAAGACAAGUAAGAGCGCCUUGAAAACGUAUAUCGCAAGUAUCCAUAGCUUAAGAGUGCUUGUGACAAGCAACCGCUUCUAGAGAACCUUUUCAAGUAGGAGUCACGCCUUGAGAGCGUUGAUGACUAGAAGUCGCGCCUUGAGAGACAUUUUUCAAAGGAUUCACUCCUUGAGAGUGGCUAGGGCAAGGAAGCGCGCCUAGAAACUUACUAUGAGAAGCAGUAGAGCCUUAAGAGCGUUAAUGACUAGAAGUCGCGCCUAGAAAGAUUUUUUGGAAAGGAUUCACGCCUUGAGAGAGGCUAACACAAGUAAGCGCGCCUUGAAAGCUUCUUUAAGAAGUAGCCGUGCCUUAAGAGCGUUGAUGACUAGAAGUAGCGCCUAGAGCGGCUUUUUGGAAAGGACUCACUCCUUGAGAGAGGCUAAGACAAGUAAGCGCGCCUUGAAAACCACUUCAAGAAGAAGUGAAGCCUAGAUAUUUAUUCUGAUAAGAAUUAGCGCCUUAAGAACCCUAACAACCCCAAGCCAACCUAAAAAAAAUCUCCGAAAAAUUUCAGAUAACCUUCAUGCUAAACAUGUUUGUCAGACAAAUCAACGAAGUCGAAACCAACAUUGUAUCCGUCGAAAGAAUCGACGAAUACACAAAAACCAAAACCGAAGCAGAAUGGCGAAACGAAAACUCGAAAAAUCUUCCCGAAUCCUGGCCAGAAUCCGGAAGCCUAAACAUCGAUGAUUAUUCGUGUCGAUAUCGUGAAGAACUAGAUCUUGUUCUCAAAAACAUCAACAUCAAUAUUCUACCCGGGCAGAAAGUUGGAGUUUGUGGACGAACUGGAGCCGGCAAAUCAUCGCUGGCUCUGGCACUUUUCCGAAUUGUUGAAGCGGCUGAUGGCAAAAUUGAGCUAGAUCAAAGGGAUACCGCCAAAGUUGGAUUGCAUGAUUUGAGAGAGAAAUUGACGAUUAUACCACAGGAGAAUGUGUUGUUUGCAAAUACGUUGCGAUUUAAUAUUGAUCCGAAGAAUGAGUUUUCUGAUCAGGAAUUGUGGACAGCGUUGGAGCAUUCUUAUUUGAAGGAACAUGUUUUGACGUUGCCGAUGAAGUUGGAAGCGCAGAUAUCGGAGGGAGGAGAGAAUUUUAGGUUGGUCUCACAAUCAGGUUUAGUGAAGUUUUAGGCUCGGCUGCUUGCCGAAAAGUAGAUUUCAAGGAGCGGCUGAUUGCCAGAAAAAACCUCUAGGUGCAGAAUCUUAAAAUAGAAGCUCUAUAGACGUGUCUGCUUGACAUAUUAGGUUUGUUUGCUCUCUAGACGUCUUUGCUUGAUAUAGAAGCUCUCUAGGCGCGGCUGCUUCUCAUGGGAGCUCUCUGAGCGUGGCUGCUUGCAGAAAGGACUUGAAGGCGUGACUUUUUGCCGGAAGGUAGAUUUCUAGGAGUGGCAGCUUGACACUAUGUUCUCUAGACGUGAUUGCUUGCAAUUGGGAUUCUUGGGCUCGGCUGCUUGCUAGAGUUAAUCUCUAGACGCGGAUGCUUGACAUAGAAGCUCUCUAUUCGCGGCUGCUUGACAUAGAAGCCCUCUAGGCUCGGCUGCUUGAAAAAUAUGCUCUCUAGGCGCGGCUGCUUGACACAUACAGGGUGUUUCAUAAAUAGUGUUACAAGAGUUGUUCAUCUUUAGGUCAGUUUUGUGAAUGUUGGGUAAUUCCAAUCGUUUUGGUCGUAAGAUCAAAAAUGUAGAGUUUUUCUUCCUCUACAAGAGCUGUCUAUGUAAAUUUGACAUUAAUGUGUUUUGGACUCUGUUUAUGACGUGUAAACAAAAACGAAUUUUUGGAAAAAUCCUUUUCUGGCACGACGGUCUUUCCAAAAAUGAAAAGCCAUGAAAUCUUUAGUUUUUUUGAGUUUUAUGGCUUAAUAUGAUAUUUUCUAAUGUAAACAAUGUUUCUAGUAAAAAUUUCACACAACUCCACAUAUUUAUUAUUUUUUUUCUUGAACUUAGAAGAAGAUCUUCAAUUUCGACUGAAACUUCGGAUUUUCCCGAUUUUUUGACAAAAAUAUCGUUAAAAUCGAGUUUAAAUUUUGAUGUAAUCGGUCAAAUCAGUUAUUUAUAGAAGAAAAAACAAUUGUGGUACAGAAAUAAUAAAUAUUGAGUGGAAAAAAUCAUAUUUUUCCACAAAAGCUGAAAAACUCAAUUUUAUUUUUUGAAAGUUUCGAAAAGUAGGUUCACUUUAACCUCCCGGAUACGAGGGUACAGUAAUGCUAUUACUUUGUCCGUUUUAAACUAACGAAAUAAACCCGUCAAAAAGGGUUUUCGAAAGUUACUUUCGGGAAAAGACCAAUUUCAAAAAUAAAGGAUCUCAUUGAACGAAAAAAAUCGUGCGUGCAACAGUGACCCUCCACUGCCACACUUGGGCUGGUGGCAAUGGUGUGAAUGUUGAAAUGAGAUGUUAUUCAUUUUCAAAUCUUGUCAUACCUACGUUCGGCUAAGUUUGUGUCAAAUAAUAUUGAGUUUUGAUCUUUUGCGCUUCCCUAGGUGAGCUGUGCAAGUUGUAACACUAUUUAUGAAACACCCUGUAUGCUCUCUAGGCGUGUCUGCUUGAUAUAUAUGGUCUUAAGGAGGAGAUCCUUGCCGAAGGUGAUCUCUACGGGUGUCUACUUCACAAAGAUAUCCUGUAGGUGUGACUCUUUGUCAAAGAAGAGCUCUAGGCGCAACCGCUUGCCAGAACGGAUCUCUAGGCGCUGCUGCUUGCCAUACAAAAUCUGAAGGCGUGUUUGCUUGCCAGGAAGGAGCUCUAGGCGCGAAUGCUUGCCAGAAUAGAUCUCUAGUCGCGGCAACUUGAUACAUAUACUCUCUAGGCGUGUCUCCUUGCCACAGUAAAUCUCUAGGCGCGACUGCUUGCCAGGAAAAAAACUCUAGGCGCGGCUGCUUGACAAAAAAACCUCUAGGCUCUACUGCUUCUCAAAAACCCUUGAUUUUUCAGCGUCGGUCAACGCCAACUCCUCUGCCUAACCCGAGCACUUCUCAAAAAAUCCAAAGUGCUCGUUUUGGACGAAGCAACAUCAGGAAUCGAUAAUCGAACAGAUGCUCUAGUCCAAGCAACAAUUCGAAAAGAAUUUUCGAAAUCCACAAUUAUCACAAUUGCUCAUAGGCUUAACACUAUUAUGGAUUACGAUAGGUGAGUGAAAUUUUUUUUGAGAUUUAGAGAAAAACAAUUAUUUUUUCAUUUCAGAAUAAUUGUGAUGGAGAAUGGAAAAAUUGUUGAAGAUGGAAUUCCAGCAUUGCUACUUAAAGACAAAUCUUCCAAAUUUUAUGGUCUCGCAAAAUCUGCAAAAAUUGUUUAA